Opisthocomus hoazin is the source of this 1366-nucleotide messenger RNA. NCBI's taxonomy places the organism in Eukaryota, Metazoa, Chordata, Aves, Opisthocomiformes, Opisthocomidae. The record is from RefSeq and is a predicted model, not a curated record.
AUGGCUGAUACGUGUCGUCAGAGCAGUGCCAGCCCCAGUCCCGACACAACCUGCGAGCGCUCGGUAGCCAGAGGUGGUGUGAAAACCCUGUUGCGUGGAGUCAUCUUCCUAGCAUGUUACACAAAGGGCCUGAGGCAAUCUGAGAUCCUGGGGUACAUCAUGACGAGCGGCCGGACUAUGGAGUCCACCAAGGAGUUCUUCUCGAAGCAUCACUAUUUUGGCUUGAAGAAGGAAAACGUCAUCUUCUUCCAGCAGGGCAUGCUGCCCGCCCUGGGGUUUGAUGGGAAAAUCCUGCUGGAGGAGAAGGGCAAGAUUGCCAUGGCGCCAGCCUCGUGCGGGCUCGGUGCCAGGUCCUGCCCGCACCCUCUGGGUGUGCCUGAUGCCCUGUCACCCAGCCCUGCCACCUCGCCUGCCCCCAGUCGCCAUCGCCAGAAGCGCCUGGGAGGGGAGGGCUCCAGCAUCCCUGUCCCCGCUAUCCUGCGCGGGAAGAUGCUUCUGCAGGGGCUGCUGCCUACGAGGGGUGUGGUGGAGAAGACCAACCCCACAGAGCCGGUCGGCGUGGUGUGCCGAGUGGACGGUGUCUACCAGGUGGUGGAGUACAGCGAGGUCUCCCUGGCCACGGCCCAGAAACGGGGCCCAGAUGGGCGGCUGCUCUUCAACGCUGGCAACAUUGCCAAUCACUACUUCACCACCGCCUUCCUCAAAGAUGUGGUCAACACUUACGAACCGCAGCUGCAGCACCACGUAGCCGAGAAGAAGAUCCCACACGUGGACAUCACUACGGGGCAGCUGAUCCAACCCGAGAAGCCCAACGGCAUCAAGAUGGAAAAGUUCGUCUUUGACAUCUUCCAGUUCUCCAAGAAGUUCGUGGUGUACGAGGUGCUGCGCGAGGACGAGUUUUCUCCCCUGAAGAACGCGGACAGCCAGAACGGCAAGGACAACCCCACCACAGCCCGACACGCCCUGAUGUCCCUGCACCACUGCUGGGUUCUCAAUGCGGGGGGUCACUUUGUGGAUGAAAACGGCACGCGCAUCCCCGCCAUCCCUCGGUGAGUUGCUGCUCCCGGCGCUCCUCCGUCCUGUCUGGGCUGGGUCUGCUCCGUCCUGCCUCAGGGUCUGGAGAAGUACGUGAAGGACCGAGAGUUUCGCGCGCCUCUGGUCAUCGACGAGGACGGGAUCCACGAGCUGGUGAAGAAUGGGAUGUAGCGGCGGUGCGGUGCGCGAGCCGGGCUGCCCGUCCCGCCUGCUGGGCUGGGAAUUCGGACACAUGAAGGUUUAUAGCUGUAACUGGCAGGGGCUUAUCCUGCUUGCUCUGGCCCUGCGCACAGAAGGAUGCGACCCACUUGGCAUCUUGUACGCUUCUAUU